Molecule: messenger RNA, 4895 nt
Organism: Pipistrellus kuhlii (Kuhl's pipistrelle)
Lineage: Eukaryota; Metazoa; Chordata; Mammalia; Chiroptera; Vespertilionidae
Gene: SCAMP1
Product: secretory carrier membrane protein 1
Exons: 11
Coding region: 167-1258 (363 amino acids)
Biological process (GO): protein transport
Cellular component (GO): recycling endosome membrane; trans-Golgi network membrane
Source: RefSeq, a predicted model, not a curated record
ACGGGGCAUGCUCAGUGCGCGGCCGGCUGGGUGGCCCAGCGGCUGGACCCGGAUCUGCGCGGCGGCGGCGGCGGCGGCGACGUGAGCGCGCAGGGGGGCGGCGUCCUCGCCUCGUCUCUUUCUCUGCGCCUGGGUCGGUGGGUGACGCGGAGCGCGAGGGGGAGAGAUGUCGGAUUUCGACAGUAACCCGUUCGCCGACCCGGACCUCAAUAACCCCUUCAAGGACCCAUCAGUUACACAGGUGACAAGAAAUGUUCCACCAGGACUUGAUGAAUACAAUCCAUUCUCGGAUUCUAGAACACCUCCACCAGGCAAUGUGAAAAUGCCGAAUGUACCCAGUACACAACCAGCAAUAAUGAAACCAACAGAGGAACCUCCACCUUAUACACAGAUUGCAAAGGAACAUGCCUUGGCCCAAGCUGAACUUCUUAAGCGCCAGGAAGAAUUAGAAAGAAAAGCUGCAGAAUUAGACCGUCGGGAACGAGAAAUGCAAAACCUCAGUCAACAUGGCAGAAAAAAUAAUUGGCCACCUCUUCCUGGUAAUUUUCCUGUGGGACCUUGCUUCUAUCAGGAUUUUUCUGUAGACAUUCCUGUGGAAUUCCAGAAGACAGUAAAGAUUAUGUACUACUUGUGGAUGUUCCAUACAGUAACACUGUUUCUAAAUAUCUUCGGAUGCUUGGCUUGGUUUUGUGUUGAUGCUACAAGAGGGGUUGAUUUUGGAUUGAGUAUCCUGUGGUUCUUGCUUUUUACUCCUUGUUCAUUUGUCUGUUGGUACAGACCACUUUACGGAGCUUUCAGGAGUGACAGUUCAUUCAGAUUCUUUGUAUUCUUCUUCGUCUAUAUUUGUCAGUUUGCUGUACAUGUACUACAGGCUGCAGGAUUUCACAACUGGGGCAACUGUGGUUGGAUUUCAUCGCUUACUGGUCUCAACAAAAGUAUUCCUGUUGGAAUCAUGAUGAUAAUCAUAGCAGCACUUUUCACAGCAUCAGCAGUCAUCUCACUAGUUAUGUUCAAAAAGGUACAUGGACUAUAUCGCACAACAGGUGCUAGUUUUGAGAAGGCCCAGCAAGAAUUCGCAUCAGGUGUGAUGUCCAACAAAACUGUCCAGACCGCAGCUGCAAAUGCAGCUUCCUCUGCAGCAACUAGUGCAGCUCAGAGUGCUUUCAAGGGGACAGUGGAUCCUAGGGGGAAAAAAUCAACCAAGAAAAAGUUACAGCAUAUAUUUCUGAUGUCUCCAGACCAAGGCCUACCUCCAUAACAUGUGAGAAAACAGAAGCUUAGAGAGGUGAGGUCAUUUGGGCAACGUCACAGCCACUUUAAGGUGAGAUCAGGACUGAUCCAGGACCAUAUGAGGCUUAGAUUUUUAAUUGCUACUAAGAGUAAGUAUGGAACACCAAGGGCAUUUAUGCACAAGUACUUAGGAAGUGUCAGCUGGGUGUCCACAUAAUGGGACUUGAAGGUAAAUCCUGUUAUCUGGGUUAACUUAACAGUGAAGAGUGGUAUUUAUUAUUUUAUAAGUAACCCAAAUCUUGAGAUUUCCACUGAAGUAGAAGGUUCUUUCACACCAGCUUCUAAAGUCAAAAUAUCAAGAUUAUUUAUGAUGUUUUUUAUAGACAACGAAUGCUAUAACACCUGGGGCCUAUUCUUUAAAAUUAGGUAUAAUAAAGGAAUAUUCUUACAUAUCUUAUAAUUACUCAUCCAAUUGUAUUUUACAAAAUUGCCAUUGUUGCCAAAAUGAAAGGUGCAAGAAUAAACAGUCUGAAUGUAUUUCCAAAGAGUUACGCUGGCAACAGCCUCCUUCCUCACCAUUUGUUUCGGUGUCAGAUCCAGGCAGGGCUGAGAGAAAGCGGGCAAGAGGAGAAAAAAGACUGAUGCUCACAGCUGCUGCAAGUGCUUGGCUGAUGCUGGGGCUGACCACGUGCUGUUACAGAUUGGCCAAGAGGAGAGAAAGCAAGUCAGCUGCUUCCGACACACUUUCUCAGCCACAGAUCCAAGGACCAUGGAAAACUGUCAUUUAUGUUGGCUUAACUGCCUGGUGUAGACCUUCCUGAGGGAAAAAAGCCCACCAAGCAUCCCUUACAGAUGCCUCUCACCCAACCCCAACACGAGGGAGUCGGCGGACUAGUCCUUCUUUCCCAUGAUUUCUUCUCAGAGGGAUGCUGCUCAACUGGAAGGAGAAGAGCACAGCUUCCCCUGUAUUUCUGUGUUUUGUCUUAGAUCAGUGGGCCCUAGAGAGAUAGUCUGACUACACAGGAAUCUCUGCCUCCUGCCAAUUUAAAAUUUUUAGUAAUUGCAAACUUAAGAUCCUAUGUGUAUGCAGGGGGAACAUAGCUGAGGCCUGAUACACACAGUUGAGAGAGAGAGAGAGAAGAAAAAGGAGGAGGAGGAGGAAGAGGAGGUCAGAAAUAACUCAUUGGAGUAUGUGAAUAAUAGCAAAGAUAUGUUCUAAUCUUUGUGCCAAAACGAAUGUUCUUGCCAUUUAUAUGAAAUAGCCAACAAGAGCACCAAAAAUUUUGUUGGAUUAGUUCACUUUAUUAGAGACUGAAUUCAAUGGACUAAACACUGUAUUAAAAACUGCAUGCAAAUAGUCUUUUAGACUGACGGUAUCUGAAGUUGUUUCUGCAGGACUGUAAAAACAGGUAUGGUGGUAUAGCCCAAGAAGUCCCAGCCCUCACUGUAGACAGCCACUAAUGUGCUGAAGAUAACUGUUUCUCAGGAUGAAAAGCAUUCCUAGGGAUGACAAACCCACUUCACCUGCAUACCAGCAUACUGAUAAAGCUCACUGUAAAUGCAUGGAAAAUUGCCUCUCUGGCCAACAGAACUCUUCAACAGGACUAGUAAGUUGUGUGCUGGCUUCCCUUCACCUGCAUCUUCACACUGACUUCCUAAAAGCUUUUGGUAACACUUCUCAACAACAGUUUGAAGAUAUAUACAUGAAAAUAAACACAAAUCCUUGAGGCCCUGUGUGUCUGAAGGGAAUAAAGAUAAACUUCAAAUCAUAAGUGAAUAAAAAAAGAGGACAAAGUUUCUUCUUCCCCUAACCAAAGCUGAAAUCAAAAGUCUAAGAAAAACAAAAACAAAAAACUAAGGUAAUGUCAUAUUUCCAAACUCCCUAUUUUUCAGAAGAGGAACAUAGAGAGGUGGUACACUUAUUUCUGGGCCCAUUACCCCCUACACACACACUCCUCCUAAGACUUGAAGAAGGAAAACAUCAGCUGUUUUUUGGGGGAAAACCCUUUCGAUCUGUUUACUUGGAAGCCAGCCUGCUGAGCUCAAGAGUGUGCUAUAAGGCAGACUAGAGGGAAUUCAUUUAGGCUGUUUCCAGGCCUGGACACCAGGUCCAGAGCUUAUCCUCACUGUCAAGGAGUUCUGUGCACACACUUUAGCAUUUGCUGAGGGAUGGAUGAGUCAUUCAUCGUGCCCUUCAGUUAGGGUUGCAGGUGGAUUGGCUGUUUCUCCUGUUAGAGUUCAGAUUAAUAAACAGCUUGGUUAUGAUUGUUGAAAUGUUCAUUUCUUUUCUGAAAACCAAAGCAAGAGUCUAUCCCUCUGCUUCCUUGAGGAUGUCUUCAUUCUGCCCCGCAUGAACGCAUGUUUCUGCCAUACAGAACGAGUCCCUUGAGCCCAAACUGAUUCCCUCCCCUCUUGGUUCUGGAUCCACCUUUCAAAGCCAGUGGCCAAGUCCAUGAAAGAGCUGGUGGCCUUGGAAGUUCCUUGCAGCUCACAGCCUCCCUCUCUGUAAGGAGCUCAUACUUUUCUUUCCACCGAUUUAUAACCAGCUCGUAAGUGAGAAAGCCCCAGAAAGUGGGAGUUAGUUUCUAUUUUCUGAUCUGUACAGAACACUUGCCAGGCUCCAGGAGACAUACAAUUUACACCAGCACACGAAACUCAGAGCAGCUGAUACUAAUUCCUUCCCAGCUCGCUGCUUCCCCUACCAAAGCUGACAUCAUCGGGGUUGGGCUGACAGUGGUGGCAACCAGCUCCCCUUCCUGCAUGGACACCCCACAUUCACACUCCUUCUCAGCCUAGAGUGCUUGCUGCAGGUGGGACCUAACUCCUCCAUGGAUUCAUAUGUAGAAAACAUGCUUUUAAUUUAAUGGGAAAAGCAGAGUCGUCGUUUCUUCAACAAAACCCAACAACUUAGAACCCGAGGAAAUAGCAAUGACCAGGAACACGAGAGCAGAGGAGCAGACACUUCCCCCAAAGCGGGGAGUCAAACGGGGAAAGGGGUGACCAGGGCAGCGCGCCCAUGGUGCUGAGAACAGACUUUUGCAAAGGCAACCUGACCAGACAGAAGAGGGUCUUCAAAACCCGCAGUCAGUGAGAGAGCAAAUGUGUGUGCCCCGCGCACGCAGAGCCCCUCCCGCUCCCGGGCCCCUCCCCUCCGCGCACACCUACCUGCAAUGCCUUGCAACAGCCCGCAGACAUUGAAGAUACUUUUCUUCAUGAUGCUCUGCACACACAUGGUGAAGACGGACACCAGGGCCACCAUGCAUAGGAUGAAGAUGCCCAUGGCCAAGAAGAUGGCAGUGGCCUGCCAGAAGCCGCUGGCGAUCUCCCCGAAGUUCUCGGCGUAGGGCCCGCACAGCGUCUCCCGCGGGACGUGCUGCACCCCGGGGUUGCGGAUGCAGCGCGCGUAGAUGCCCAGGGUCGGGUGGUGGGGCUCCGGGGGGCCGCCCCGCUCCUCAGGGUCCGUGCCGGAGCCGGUGCCGCCGCCGCCGCCGCCGCGGGUCUUGGCUUUCCCAAUGAGCCAGUCCGCGCUCAUGAAGGCGAUGAGCUCCGCGAACGCCACCACAAUACUCAGGAGGGUCCAGAGCAUGGAGCGGCAGGUGACAAUGACAUGACACAUAUUGCUGCUGUUGAAGGCGGGAAAAGGAGGGAGUCCACGGAGUUCACAA